This is a messenger RNA of Anguilla rostrata (American eel), 2300 nucleotides long. RefSeq names its product ADP-ribosylation factor-like 13A (gene arl13a). The transcript has 10 exons. Bases 104 to 1402 code for a protein of 432 amino acids. Gene Ontology annotation, cellular component: ciliary membrane; motile cilium; non-motile cilium. NCBI's taxonomy places the organism in Eukaryota, Metazoa, Chordata, Actinopteri, Anguilliformes, Anguillidae. The record is from RefSeq and is a predicted model, not a curated record. Gene Ontology annotation, molecular function: GTPase activity; GTP binding. Gene Ontology annotation, biological process: non-motile cilium assembly; receptor localization to non-motile cilium.
AUCUGUAUGAGGUGGCUCGUGGAUUAUAGGAACGAUUUGAGCCUGAUUAGUUGUUAGCUGAGAGGCGCAAAAUGUCGGAGAUGAGGCAAACACAAACAAGCACAUGGAUAUAGACAUCCUACUAUAUGACCUGAAGAGAAGAUGGUGGCUUUGCUCUUCACACCACAGCAUGUUCAACCUGAUGAGCAACUGCUGCAGCUGGGUCUCCAAAUUCCAGCAACCCGUUCGGAAGGUCACUGUGCUGGUUGUUGGUCUUGACAACGCAGGAAAAACGUCCAUGAUCCGGGGGAUCAUGAAAGUUUUUCCGGGCGAAGUAAGCCCCACGCAGGGGUGCGUUCGCACAGAGCUGAGAGUGGACAACUUCCUGGUGACCCUGCUGGACAUGGCCGGCGCCCCUGAGUCGCGGGCGGCCUGGAGGGACCACUACAGCGAAGCCCACGGGAUUGUGUUUGUGGUGGACUCCAGCGACAGAGCGCGGGUUCGGGAGGUCCGGGAGGUCCUGGCGGACCUGCUGAAGCAGCCCAGGGUCGCAGGCAAGCCACUCCUCGUGCUGGCUAACAAGCAAGACAAGAUGGGUGCUCUAAUGGGAAGUGAGUUGAUCGAAGCCCUAACCUUGGAGAAGCUGGUCAAUCACAGCCGGUCUCUAUGCCAUAUUGAACCAUGCUCCGCCCUGCUGGACGUCCGGAGGUGGUCGGACAGGAAGACGCUGCAGGGUCUGCGAUGGCUACUGCGAGCUGUGUCUCUGGACUACCCCGAACUGUGUGCCCGCGUGACACGGGAUAGCAGGCAGCCCCGGGACCCAGAGGAAAAAAACAGGCGUGGCAAGAAUGAGAAGGGACGCGCCAAGACCAAAGAGGACAGACUCCACACCAGCAAGCCUGAAAUUGGCCAAGCUCAGUGGCCCCCGAAAGAAAAGGUACCUCAGCCUAGGAGCAAACUGGAGCCCAUUCAAACUGUCCUGGAAAAGGAAAACGCUUUGAAGAAGAAGAUGAAAAGGAAGAAGCAGGUGAAUAUUAAAGAUGCCAUGAAGAAGAGCACUGGCAAGAGGGAGGAAGAGGAGGAGGUGGGGGACGCAGAGGCAGAGCAAGAACAGGGCGGGCGGAAAGAGAAAGCCAGCACUGCCCUUAUACCGCGCAACAGCGCAAAGCUGACCUGCAAAGCCAGAGUGAAAGAAGAGACUUUGGAGCAUCCGGAGUCCCCUGACAACGUGGAAUCAAAGACAGAGAAAGGAAAAGGAGAAAAGAAAAAAAAGAGAAAAAAGGUGAAAGUGAAGAGGAAAAACAAAAUUAAUACUGAACAGAUUCCAGCAGGAUAUUCACAACCAGUGGACCUUUCUGCUACUUUUGACCUCUACAGAAAAGCCAUCUUGGCUCUGAAAGCUCGCCAGGACCAGGGACACUGAGACACUUCAGGUCUCAGAAUGCUUGCAGUCUUAUGACCAAGAGACUCAAAUGACUUGUGUGUCUACUCCGUAUGUCUCCCACUAGGUGGGAAUAUCACUCUUACUCAUUUCUUACUCAUUCUACAGAAAUGAGUAAGAGUGAUAUUCCCACCUAGUACAAAAGCAGUGUGAAGAAACCUGGAAAGAGCUGGUCCCAUCUUAAGUCCCUGUUUUCACUAUUCUGAAAUUUAAAAUGAGUACAUAAUCAUAGGCCUAAUUUUUUAAUACACAUUCUGAAAUCAGGGGCCUGAAUUUGGGGUCAUUUAGGAGGUCCAAUAGUAAUUUGACCAAAAAUGCCUGUGAAAGGCAGGUAAUUACCCUCAUACUUCCUGCCCUUUAAAUAUUUAUAAUAGGUUAUAUUCUAUUCUUACAAUUCAACAAAUAAUUUGUAUAGAAUUACUGUAUAAAAACAAGAAGCCUCAGCCAGGUGGAUAAUUACGUUGUGAAAACACUUAGAUCAUCAUACUGCACUGACACUGUACUUUUUCAACUACUAGUUUACAGGGUCAAACUGAGAUUGUAGUGUAAAAGUACAUGGCCAAACUUUAUACAUUUUUUAUUAAAUGUACACCAUUGCGGUAGAUUUGUGCUUUUGUGUAAUAGCUAUACUUAGGCUUUGUCAUCCUGAUUUUCUUUUGUAUUACUGCUUUUUUAAAAUAACAUAUGUCCUGAGAAGACUUUGACAUGUGAAGAGUAAUAAGCAUAAUGAUUUCAGAAAAGCAACAUUAGGUUGUAUUCUCUGAAGGCACUUCUUCAGAAAUCAGGAAAAUUGUAUAAAAUUGGUAAGUUGCACCACAUUUAUCUGUGCUUCUGUUUAUUGAAAAACAUGUAAAAUUCAAAUCACAAAUCAGUCCAUUGA